Messenger RNA from Mesorhabditis spiculigera, 627 nucleotides. The record is from the annotation of a GenBank genome assembly. Lineage: Eukaryota; Metazoa; Nematoda; Chromadorea; Rhabditida; Rhabditidae.
AUGGCCUCGCAAAUGCUGAAGAGGUCGCUCUCGAUGUCGUCCGUGGCCCGGGCCGGCAGCAACUUGGUCAAGGCGCCCGUGCAGACGCACGGCAUCGAGGGGCGCUACGCGUCGGCCCUCUACUCGGCGGCGCACAAGGGCAACCAGCUCGACCAGGUCGACCGCGAUCUGCAGACCGUCAAGGGCAUCCUCGAGGAGAACGAGAAAUUCCGGGAUUUCGUCCGUGACCCGACGUUGAAGGCCAACAAGAAGAAGGCGACCAUCGCCGAGAUUGCCAAGAAGCUCGGAGCCUGCAAGGAGACCGGCAACUUCCUAGUCCUACUCGCCGAGAAUGGUCGUCUCUCCAAGCUGUCGGCGGCCAUCUCCUCGUACGAAUCCAUCAUGCGCGCCCACCGCGGAGAGCUCUUCGUGCAGGUGACCACCGCCGAGCCGCUGAACCGGGGCAACGAGGGCGCCCUCAACGACGUGCUCAGCCAGUUCACGAAGAAGGGCCAGAAGGUCACCGUCACCUACCAGGUGAAGCCCUCGAUCAUCGGCGGCCUGAUCCUCAACAUUGGCGACAAGUACGUCGACCUGUCCAUCGCCACCAAGAUCAAGAAGUACAGGGAAGCGAUCGCGUCGGCCAUC